Peronospora matthiolae is the source of this 1164-nucleotide messenger RNA. The record is from the annotation of a GenBank genome assembly. NCBI's taxonomy places the organism in Eukaryota, Oomycota, Peronosporomycetes, Peronosporales, Peronosporaceae.
AUGGGGUCCACUGCUUCCCGUGACGGGAAGGGGUCAUCGCGACGUCUUUGGAACCGGACUGUCGACGAUGCGACGCCACGUCUCAUUGACGGCACCGCUAUCACUCCGAGUGGUGCAGCAGCUCCAGCUGUAGCAGGUGCAACUGACCAAGCGCGUACUCUUCUGGCUCUGAACUGCAUCCAGUACAGCUCGUUCUUGGGUGAUACCUGCCUUACCGGCUGUGCCGAUGGCUCGAUCCGGCGUCUCAAUUGGCGGCUCAAAGCACGAGUGCCACACACGGGCUUGAACGUGUGGAUCCCUCACUCGGAGGCUGUGACUCAAGUGGUUAUUGGAGCCAAGCUGCAGAUGAUCUACUCGUGUUCACUUGACACGACGGUAGCCAUCACGCCGAUCACGGAUAAACCGGCUUCGGAGACGGCAACAAUACUACGAGGCCAUCGGCUCGGUGUCGCUUCGGUGGCAGUAGAUGACGCUGAGCAAAUGCUGUGCUCUGGAGGACGAGACACGCAGACGAUCUUCUGGGACCUCACGACGAGUCACAUUGCAGCCAAGACCACGACGCUCGAGAACGUCGUCACGUGCUCGACGUGGUUGCCAGGUGAAGCGCUCGUUGCGCAAGGCAGUGAAGAUUCGAGCGUGAAGCUCUGGGAUCCAAGAACGCCGCUAGAAACGCCGGUGCAGACGCUGCGAGGGUUUCAGCAGUUCCCGCAGAGUAUUGCAGCGUCUAACACUGAGCACGAGAGCAACAGCACGUACUUGUUGACGUCUAGCAAGGGCUUGAAUGGCGUCGGCUAUGAGGCACAGGUGUGGGAUCGACGCACUGGUAAGCAGGUGGUCAAGUUUAAAAGCGGUGAUCAAGAUGCAACAGCUUGCUGUUUCUUGCCCAACACAGUAGAUCAGAGCUCAAGCGAAGACGACAGAGAGUCAAGUGGACGACGGCUACCGCUGCCCGUGACGGCCUCCACGGAUGGUACUGUGAAGGUAUGGGACGCAUCGUCUCUAUCUCCAUUGGCGGAAGCAUAUGCAGAAGGAGCCCCAAAGUGCAUGAUCACAAGCUUGUGCACGGUAGACAAGAGCACUCUCUUAGCGAGCACGAUCGGCGGACAGGUCCUCGCAUAUUGUCUUGAUCGGAAACGACGGACACUUGCAUUGCAGCCUCGAUGA